GCUCGUAAUAAGAGAACAAAUAUGGGUCACGCAGCAGCUGCCAACAUCGUGGUGGUCGCUGUGGUUGCGGCGAUGCUCCUCGCGGCGGCGCACACCGCGGACGCCGCCAUCAGCUGCGGCCAGGUGAACUCUGCCUUGGGACCCUGCCUCACCUACGCGCGCGGCGGCGCUGGCCCGUCCGCAGUCUGCUGCAGCGGCGUCAAGAGACUCGCCGCUGCCACCCAGACAACUGCCGACAGGCGCGCCGCGUGCAACUGCCUCAAGAUCUAUGAAGCACCGAUACGCGGGUUCAAGGCCGGCAACAUCGCCAGCAUCCCGUCCAAGUGCGGCGUCAGCGUCCCCUACGCCGUCGGCGCCUCUGUCGACUGCUCCAGGGUGAGCUGA
Triticum aestivum (bread wheat) is the source of this 384-nucleotide messenger RNA. RefSeq names its product non-specific lipid-transfer protein 1-like. Gene Ontology annotation, biological process: lipid transport. The record is from RefSeq and is a predicted model, not a curated record. Gene Ontology annotation, molecular function: lipid binding. Bases 22 to 384 code for a protein of 120 amino acids. NCBI's taxonomy places the organism in Eukaryota, Viridiplantae, Streptophyta, Magnoliopsida, Poales, Poaceae. The transcript has 2 exons.